CGGCCAUUUCUGCUACGGCUGCCUGUAGUUGUAGAGUCGUCCUCGACUGCGCGCCGUCCCUCCUGCCGUCCCUCCUCCCCUCCCGCAGGGCCCGCGGCCGCCAUGGCGCACUAGAGGCAGCAGUGCCUGCGGCAGCGUUGGCCUUUGCAGCGGCGGCAGCAGCACCAGGCUCUGCAGCGGCAACCCUCAGCGGCUUAAGCCAUGGCGCUUUUCACGGCAUUCAGCAGCAGCGUUGCUGUAACCGACAAGGACAUCUUCGAAUUAAGCACAUUCCUCCAUUCCAGCAAAGCCCUUCAACAUGACCGAAUUGAGCUUCCUGAGCAGCAAGGUGUUGGAGGGGGACUUAAUGUCCCCCUUCGACCAGUCGGGUUUGGGGGCUGAAGAAAGCCUAGGUCUCUUAGAUGACUACCUGGAGGUGGCCGAGCACUUCAAACCUCAUGGGUUCUCCGGCGACAAGGCUAAGGCGGGCUCCUCCGAAUGGCUGGCUGUGGAUGGGUUGGUUAAUGCCUCAGACAACAGCAAGGAGGAUGCCUUUUCCGGGACAGAUUGGAUGUUGGAGAAAGUGGAUCUGAAGGAGUUAGAGUUUGGUACCCUGUUGGAUGUAGAUGACCUGGAAACCAUGCCAGAUGAGCUUUUGGCCACAUUUUAUGAUGCAUGUGAUGAUCUAUUUGCCCCCCCAGUCCAGGAGAGUAAUAAGGAGCCCCCCCAGACAGCGAACCCAAUUGGCCAUCUUCCAGAAAGAUUAACAAAAACUGACCAGGUCGCCCCCUUCACUUUCCUGCAACCCUUCCCCCUUUCCUCAGGGGUUUUGUCUUCCACUCCAGACCAUUCCUUUAGUUUAGAGCUAGGCAGUAUCUCUGAAGGAGAUGGGAAGCCAGACUCUACUGCUUACAUCACCAUGAUCCCUCAGUGCGUAAAAGAGGAAGACACCCCCUCAGAUAAUGACAGUGGCAUCUGUAUGAGCCCUGAGUCCUAUCUGGGCUCUCCCCAGCAUAGCCCCUCUACCUCCAGGGCCUCUCCAAAUAGGAGCUUACCAUCUCCAGGUGUCCUUUGUGGCUCUACCCGCCCCAAACCUUAUGACCCUCCUGGAGAGAAGAUGGUAGCAGCAAAAGUAAAGGGUGAGAAACUGGAUAAGAAACUGAAAAAAAUGGAGCAAAACAAGACAGCAGCCACCAGGUACCGCCAGAAGAAGAGGGCGGAGCAGGAGGCCCUCACUGGUGAGUGUAAGGAGCUAGAAAAGAAGAACGAGGCUCUGAAAGAGAGGGCAGAUUCCCUGGCCAAGGAGAUCCAAUAUCUGAAAGAUUUAAUAGAAGAGGUCCGCAAGGCAAGGGGGAAGAAAAGGGUCCCUUAGUUAGGGUAGUCACUGUUGUGUGCUUGUACAUAGGAGUCACGCUAAAGCUGUGUGUUGUAAUAAAUUAUUUUGUAGUGAAAGUG
Molecule: messenger RNA, 1434 nt
Organism: Cynocephalus volans (Philippine flying lemur)
Lineage: Eukaryota; Metazoa; Chordata; Mammalia; Dermoptera; Cynocephalidae
Gene: ATF4
Product: activating transcription factor 4
Exons: 3
Coding region: 299-1351 (350 amino acids)
Biological process (GO): regulation of transcription by RNA polymerase II
Cellular component (GO): ATF4-CREB1 transcription factor complex; nucleus; ATF1-ATF4 transcription factor complex
Molecular function (GO): DNA-binding transcription activator activity, RNA polymerase II-specific; RNA polymerase II transcription regulatory region sequence-specific DNA binding
Source: RefSeq, a predicted model, not a curated record